CCCGGCUGUCUCCGGGACAACCGCCGUUGGCGGCAGCGGGCGGGCGGGCAGGCGGCGCCAUGAGCGAGCAGCCCCCGCUGCGGCCCCUCUACUUCCCCCCCUUCCACGACCGCGCCGAGCCCGGCGCUCCCCCGGCCGAAGGCGGCGGCGGCCCGCGGAAGCUCUUGGCGGCCGUGUGCGGGCCGUGGCAGCCCCCGCCGGCCGCCGUGGCGCCCCGCUGGCCCCCGGGGCUGGCGCCCAUCGCCUACGAGCCGCUGCGCUUCUUCUGCCCCGCGGCGGCGGAGGAGAGCGCGGGCGCGGCGCGGCGGCCCGGGGAGCAGCCGCAGCUGGAGGGCGAGAUCUGCGAGCUGGGCAUCCGCCUCAAGGAGCUGGAGCUGCUGGCCCUCGUCGGCGACGGCUUCGACCCGCAGCAGUAUAAACUUCUGAAGGCACUAAAAGAAGAAAAGAUACAACGCAUGAAAGCAAGGCAGAAACUGAAGAAACAGUCACCAAAAUGAUUAAGAUUAUUUGAGCUGUAUGUUCUGUCACUACAGAGUAUUUUAAUGGAUAUUCCCUAUAAUUUUUUCUACUUGUUACAUGCUAUUCUCUCACUAAAUUAAAGAAACACAGUAUAUUGUCUUUUUGA
Messenger RNA from Oxyura jamaicensis (ruddy duck), 625 nucleotides. It is a transcript of the gene C5H11orf91, whose product is annotated as chromosome 5 C11orf91 homolog. The record is from RefSeq and is a predicted model, not a curated record. The transcript has 2 exons. Lineage: Eukaryota; Metazoa; Chordata; Aves; Anseriformes; Anatidae. The coding region runs from base 60 to 497 and encodes 145 amino acids.